Linderina pennispora is the source of this 1201-nucleotide messenger RNA. Its product is annotated as ribosome biosynthesis protein KRR1. Gene Ontology annotation, cellular component: small-subunit processome; nucleolus. Gene Ontology annotation, molecular function: RNA binding. Lineage: Eukaryota; Fungi; Kickxellomycota; Kickxellomycetes; Kickxellales; Kickxellaceae. The transcript has 2 exons. The record is from RefSeq and is a predicted model, not a curated record. Bases 65 to 1189 code for a protein of 374 amino acids.
CAGCUCGCCGCUGUCUCAUUCUUAUUUUUAUUCACAUUACACAUUUCUGCCCACAGAACCAACCAUGCCCAAGGACAAAGGAGACUCAUCGGACGAAGCCCCGCAGAAGCUCGAGCCGAUCAGCGCAUUGACCAUUCCCGCAGAAGAGAUGAAGAAGGCGCUGGAGUUCAAGCCUGAGCACAUGGCGGCGCCGCUGCUGGAGGAGUCGAGUUUUGCAACGCUGUUUCCCAAGUACCGCGAAAAGUACCUGCGCGAGAUGUGGCCGCUGGUGACGAAGGCGCUAGACAAGCAGGGGAUCGGGUGCCAGCUGGACCUGGUGGAGGGCAGCAUGACAGUGCGGACGACGCGCAAGACCUGGGACCCAUAUGUCAUUAUGAAGGCGCGCGAUCUGAUCAAGCUCUUGGCGCGCAGCGUGCCGUUCCCGCAGGCAGUGAAGAUCCUGGAUGACGAGAUGGCCUGCGAUAUCAUCAAGAUCGGCAACCUGGUGCACAACAAGGAGCGGUUUGUGAAGCGCCGCCAGCGCCUGCUGGGGCCGAGCGGCAACACGCUGAAGGCGAUUGAGCUUUUGACCGAGUGCUACGUGAUGAUCCAGGGCGCCACUGUCUCGGCAAUGGGCCCGUUCCGCGGCCUGAAGGAGGUGCGCCGCAUUGUCGAGGACUGCAUGAAGAACGUGCACCCGAUCUACCAUAUCAAGGAGCUGAUGAUCCGCCGCGAGCUGGCCAAGGACCCGAAGCUGGCGAACGAGUCGUGGGACCGUUUCCUGCCACGCUUCAAGAAGCGCAAUGUGAAGCAGAAGAAGCCAAAGACCGCCACGAAGAAGAAGAAGGAGCUGUUCCCGCCCGCUCCCACCCCGAGCAAGAUCGACCUGCAGCUCGAGAGCGGCGAGUACUUCUUGAAGGAGGACGAGAAGAAGGCCCGCGAGGAGGAGAAGCGCCGCAAGUCUGAGCUGGAGCACCGCAUGAAGAAGGAGGCCGAGCGCGAAAAGGCCUUUGUUGCGCCCAAGGAAAAGGAGGCCAAGAAGCACAAGGAGAGCAAGAGCCAGAAGGCCAAGGAGGAGAAGAAGAAGCUGGAGGACCUGAAGAACAAGUUCAAGGCCAAGGCCGAGAGCCGGGGGGCCGAGAAGCGGGCCGCCACGACUGCCGAUCUGUCAUCGUACGUCGUCACCAAAAAGUCAAAGAAGUCCAAAUAAAUUUUCCUUCUC